CGCGGAAUCGCGAGAAGCGAGGAUAACGCUUAGAAGAGGGUAUUUAUUUGUUUUUACGAGAGUUAGUGUGGUAGUAUUACUGGAACAUUGUGCGGUCAUUUGAAGUGGUGACGUCGGUUACGGCUGCCAUCUUGAACAGUCUAUGGGGUUGGGUUGUGGUUCUGUGCUCCUCAAUCCGCGAACAUCGGUUAAUCUGUGCCCGAUCCGUCGGUGUGAAUACGUGUAGAGUGAACUGUGUGAACCAUUUACCAUGGCGGAGACCGAUAAGCUUAAUAUAGAUACCAUUAUUGCCAGAUUAUUAGAAGUGCGCGGAUCUCGGCCUGGAAAGAAUGUCCAGUUGACAGAAAAUGAAAUUCGUGGUCUCUGCUUAAAGUCCAGAGAAAUUUUUCUCUCACAGCCAAUCCUAUUGGAAUUGGAAGCCCCUCUCAAAAUUUGUGGUGACAUUCACGGACAGUAUUACGAUUUGUUGCGACUAUUUGAGUAUGGAGGAUUUCCGCCAGAGUCAAACUACCUUUUCUUGGGAGACUACGUGGAUCGUGGUAAACAGUCACUAGAGACUAUAUGUCUGCUACUGGCCUACAAAAUAAAGUACCCAGAGAACUUCUUCCUUCUCAGAGGCAACCACGAGUGUGCCUCCAUCAACAGAAUCUAUGGCUUCUAUGACGAGUGCAAACGAAGAUACAAUAUCAAAUUAUGGAAGACCUUCACAGACUGCUUCAACUGUUUACCAGUGGCAGCCAUUGUUGAUGAAAAGAUCUUCUGCUGUCAUGGUGGGCUUAGUCCUGACUUGCAAAGUAUGGAACAGAUUCGUCGCAUAAUGAGGCCUACUGAUGUUCCCGACCAAGGUUUACUCUGUGAUCUCUUAUGGUCAGAUCCAGACAAGGAUACUAUGGGAUGGGGUGAAAAUGAUCGAGGGGUCUCCUUCACGUUCGGAGCAGAAGUUGUCGCCAAAUUCCUUCACAAACAUGACUUUGACCUAAUUUGUCGUGCUCAUCAGGUUGUCGAAGAUGGCUAUGAGUUCUUCGCGAAACGACAGUUAGUUACACUUUUCUCGGCCCCAAACUAUUGUGGAGAGUUUGAUAAUGCUGGAGCAAUGAUGUCGGUAGAUGAGACACUCAUGUGUUCUUUCCAGAUACUUAAGCCUGCUGACAAAAAGAAGUUUCCCUAUGGAGGAUUGAAUACAGGAAGACCCGUUACGCCACCAAGAGGAGCUGCCAAUCAGAAAAACAAAAAGAAAUAGGAGGCCUAGUGUUCCUAUCAGACUUUAGGGCUGGCAAUUUUGUAUGUGGUCAGCCCUCGCUCAUCCUGUCAGUUAUAUUCUUUAAGAAGAAUAUUAUUUCCAUUUAAGAUAUAGACAGAUUUUUAAUAACAUUCAUUUACUGUAAGAACGGGAUAGGAUGUCCCUGGAUUAGUGAGGGGUGCAAUCCUUUGCCUCCAAGGGCAAAAUUAAGAAAAUAGCAAUUUAGAGUUCAGUUGCUAUAAUGCAGUGUCAUUGUAUUUAAAUUGGUACAAUAGCCCUAGUGGCUUGGAGAACUAUUUUUUAUUUAUUUUUCCUAGAGGGUCAUAGUGAAACUUUGAAAAUCUAGGUAGGUUUUAUCUAUACUGAUUGUGUAAGCCUGAUAUGUUUGUCAGAAUUAAGAGCCUAAAUUUCUUAUCCUGUGGAUGUGAUUAUAAAUCAUUGAUAAAUUUUGUUCAUAAUGUGGAGAAAGAAGAGUGCUUGACUUGCAUUAAUAUAUAUUUCAAGUGUGUAAAUAGCUAUGGUAUUUAAUCGCGUAUAAACAUACCAUUGUUCUUGUAUAAAAUGUAGGGCCCAAAGAAAACUAGAGUGAACGCAGCCUCGGAAUAGUUAGCGGCUGCUCCAUAGAUUCAUGUACAAAUGUCCAGUUGCCGUAGUAGCAGGAGCAUGAGCAUCCGCGAUGACUAUUACUGUCAUGUGAAUCAUCCAGAAAACCGAAGACCAUUGCCAGUGGUAUGUCAAGAGCCCAACCCCAUGGAUUAUCAUACUCUGGCAGGUGCAAGUGUCGUGGGAUUUUCAGUUUAGAAUGCACGGGCAUUUCAUGAAUGCUUGCUUCACAUCACAUAAAAAUGUUCAUUACACACAUUUUGACUUUAAUAUCAUGGCAGAACUUUUCAGGCUAUUACCAUUGGGAAUAUCUUGAUGUAAAAGUCUUUAAGCAUCAUAAAUGUCCUUGAAUUCUUGAUGACAGUGCAAAUGACAAGGAUGCCAGUCGACCUACCACUGCAUGCAGUCUGCCGGAUCCUUGUUCCCAGAUGCUCUGGAAUACGAGCAUUGUGGUGGAAAUUCAAUCUUUUCAGCAUACAUUCUCCUCUGGAAUAUAUUUUUUAUUAUGUAUGAUUUGCUGGAACUAUCAUUUGUGAUCAGUGGCAGUUCUCAGCUUUGUUUUGUGUAAAGUUUUAUUUAUGGCAAAACCUUAGGAUGCCAAGACCCAAAGCUGAGAAUUGGCAAGUGUUCUACUGGAACUACGUCAGCUGUUAAUUUACUUGACAUUUUUCUAGAUAUAUCAUUGUUAAUUUUUUGUAAUUAUUUCUUCUAUGAACUAUCCUAUACUUGUAAAGUUAUACAUUUACUGAUGCUUCACUAUCAGCAUUCAUCUCGGUCCUUCAAAGUGGGCUGGAAAUGGCUCGUUUAUCUCUGCACUUAACUAUUUUACAGAGGUCAUAAAUUCCACUAUUAUAAUUUGCAAUAAAGGUUAUCAUAGAUUGGUUAACUCUUGCUUUACAUCUUGGCCAUUUAGCUCUUAAACCACAUCAGUUGUGAACUGUGACAAAGAUAAGAGAACUUGGCCACAAUUUGUAACUUACAAUGAAAAUCACUAGAUCAUAUAACCAAAUAAUGGUUCACAAAACAUAGGAAAAUAAAAAGUGAAAAACAA
Molecule: messenger RNA, 2894 nt
Organism: Cherax quadricarinatus
Lineage: Eukaryota; Metazoa; Arthropoda; Malacostraca; Decapoda; Parastacidae
Source: RefSeq, a predicted model, not a curated record